AUGUCGUCGAAUGAAGAUCGCCCUCCGACCUACUCGUCCUCCGAACAGCCCGACUCCGACUCUGACUCGGAGUCAAUUACGUCGGCGUCUGCGAUGACAAAACUUCAAGAGAUUAUUGAGCAAUGUCGCCGAGAUGGUUACCGCGUGCAAAAUAGGUCAAGCAGUGACGGAGACGUUGUUGAGUGGUGUCCAAUUUGUAACACUAAGCAGUCGAAUCUGUUUGAGCAUCUGGAGAACCCUCCUUCACAGGGCAAGUCGGCUCUAGAGCACGCCAAUGUAGAUGCUGAAAGGGCCAAAACCUUCAUAAAGGCGCAGAAUUCUCGGGGUAUGCGCGGUCCCGUGUACCUGGAGCCGGUGGUUCAGGACAUACUUGACGCUGGCCAAGACAGAUCAAAGAUAACGAACAUCAUUUCUAACCUUCUCUCCAAUUUUGGAGUGGGGAACGUUCACCACCCGGCUGAAGCUGCAGGCGUGUAUGACAUGCAUGUAUGCUUCAAAAAGGACUGGGUGAAACCAGCAGAUCAUCUUAACGAUCUGCUUUACGAAACAGCCGGUGAAGACGAUAAUGAUGACCAUUGUUAGUUUUUAAGUAACAUUGUCGCAACAUACCAAUAUCUUUGUAGGCUACUUUAUCCUGUAUGUUUGUAUGUAAAAUAAAUUGAAAUUGAAAUA
This is a messenger RNA of Frankliniella occidentalis (western flower thrips), 672 nucleotides long. RefSeq lists its product as uncharacterized. Lineage: Eukaryota; Metazoa; Arthropoda; Insecta; Thysanoptera; Thripidae. The transcript is spliced from 4 exons. The record is from RefSeq and is a predicted model, not a curated record. Bases 1 to 582 code for a protein of 193 amino acids.